CCAACAGCAAUGUCGUCGGGUACAGCAACUUCCUACAACGACCAGACCAACGCGACGCAGGUCGCUGCCGACAAUGCCUCCAACAUCGCUGGCAAGAUUGUUUUGACUACAGGCGUGAGCCCUGGGGGUACCGGUGCCUUUUUUGUCGAGACUAUUGCCAAGUAUAAGCCGCAGCUGCUUAUUCUUGCAGGUCGCAGUGCAACCAAGAUCCAGCAGACAGCUGAUAAGAUCAAGGCGGACCCCGCCGCAGAGGGUGUACAGGUGCGGACGCUGGUCUUGGACUUGGGCUCGCAGAGACAGGUCAGAGAGGCGGCUAAAGAGGUGCUUGCAUACCCUGAAGAUAGGAUCGAUGUCCUGGUGAACUCGGCGGGCAUUAUGGCUGGUCCACACCGUACAACGGAAGAAGGCAUCGAGUUGCAAUUCGGCACAAACCAUAUUGGGCACUUCUUGUUCACCAACUUGAUCAUGGAGAAGAUCCUCAAGUCAAAGACUCCACGCAUCGUUAACGUCAGCAGCAACGGUCACCGUUUCUCCCGAGUGCGCUUCGACGAUUACAACUGGCAGGACGGCAAGACCUACGACCAGUGGCUAGCCUACAGUGGCAGCAAAACAGCAAACAUCCUCUUCACCAAAUCCUUGGCACACAAAUUGGGUCCCAAGGGCUUGCUGACCUUUAGCCUGCAUCCUGGAGUCAUUUUCGAUACUUCGCUAGCGGGCGCUGAUUUCUCCGAUGAGGACUGGGGUGCGCUCAAAGCGAUGGACAAGGCACUCGGCCAUCCUCUGGGAGAGCCAGACGCCACAUUCCCACUGAAGAAUACGAACCAGGGCGCUGCUACGCACGUAGCGGCUGCCUUUGAUACUCGGCUCAAUGCAUUCAAUGGCGCCUAUUUGCAGGACGCUGAUCUUACCGACGAAAUCUACCCGCCAGCCACGAGCCAUCCCGAAGACGUCGAGAGAUGCUGGGAGCUAAGCGAGCAGAUUGUUGGCCAGAAAUUCCAAUACUAG
Molecule: messenger RNA, 1005 nt
Organism: Periconia digitata
Lineage: Eukaryota; Fungi; Ascomycota; Dothideomycetes; Pleosporales; Periconiaceae
Source: the annotation of a GenBank genome assembly